Molecule: messenger RNA, 8814 nt
Organism: Cynocephalus volans (Philippine flying lemur)
Lineage: Eukaryota; Metazoa; Chordata; Mammalia; Dermoptera; Cynocephalidae
Gene: CNOT1
Product: CCR4-NOT transcription complex subunit 1
Exons: 49
Coding region: 291-7442 (2383 amino acids)
Biological process (GO): nuclear-transcribed mRNA catabolic process, deadenylation-dependent decay; negative regulation of translation
Cellular component (GO): P-body; CCR4-NOT core complex
Molecular function (GO): molecular adaptor activity
Source: RefSeq, a predicted model, not a curated record
ACCUCCGGCGCCAUUUUGUAGAGAAACAAGCGGAGUUAACCGAAGAGGGGGCUGAGGAGAGCCGGAGUCGGGGACCCAGGAGUUUCCUGUGUCCAGCGCCACCGGAGCCGCCUGAGGUGCCAUGUUUCAGAACAGAAUAAGACCUCUGGUAAAGAAGAACUGAAGAUAUUAUACAGACAACAGAUAUAGCCUAAUUACAAAGAAAGCAUUAACCUGCCUCUGAGGUGACUAAAGGGGAAUAAUGGUGAUUUUGCGCCGGGCUCGGCCGCCUGCUUCCGCCCCAACCAGCAAUGAAUCUUGACUCGCUCUCGCUGGCCUUGUCUCAAAUCAGCUACCUGGUGGACAAUUUAACCAAGAAAAACUACCGAGCCAGCCAGCAGGAAAUACAGCAUAUUGUGAAUCGGCACGGUCCUGAGGCAGACAGGCAUUUAUUACGCUGCCUAUUUUCACAUGUGGAUUUCAGUGGCGAUGGUAAAAGCAGUGGCAAAGAUUUUCAUCAGACUCAGUUUCUGAUUCAGGAGUGUGCAUCACUGAUUACAAAGCCAAAUUUUAUCUCGACGCUGUCCUAUGCCAUUGAUAAUCCGUUGCACUAUCAGAAGAGUUUAAAGCCUGCACCCCACUUAUUUGCCCAGCUGAGUAAAGUUCUCAAGUUAAGCAAAGUACAAGAGGUAAUUUUUGGCCUUGCCCUGCUGAAUUCUUCCAGCUCAGAUCUUAGAGGUUUUGCUGCCCAGUUUAUCAAACAGAAGCUUCCAGAUCUUCUGCGUUCUUACAUUGACGCAGACGUCAGUGGAAAUCAAGAAGGUGGCUUCCAAGACAUAGCAAUAGAGGUCCUACACCUCCUCCUCUCCCAUCUCCUCUUUGGGCAGAAAGGAGCCUUUGGAGUUGGACAGGAACAGAUAGACGCUUUUCUUAAGACGCUACGCAGAGAUUUUCCUCAAGAACGCUGUCCUGUGGUGCUUGCACCACUUUUAUACCCUGAAAAACGGGACAUUCUAAUGGACAGGAUCCUGCCUGAUUCUGGAGGGGUAGCUAAAACCAUGAUGGAGAGCUCUUUGGCUGAUUUCAUGCAAGAAGUAGGCUAUGGCUUUUGUGCAAGUAUUGAAGAAUGUCGCAAUAUAAUCAUGCAGUUUGGUGUUCGGGAGGUCACAGCUGCCCAGGUUGCAAGGGUUUUGGGAAUGAUGGCUCGAACUCAUUCAGGAUUAACAGAUGGUAUUCCAUUACAGAGUAUCUCUGCUCCUGGCAGUGGGAUCUGGAGUGAUGGCAAAGAUAAAAGUGAUGGCGCACAGGCACACACGUGGAAUGUAGAAGUCUUGAUAGAUGUUCUCAAAGAACUGAACCCGAGUUUGAAUUUCAAGGAAGUAACUUAUGAACUAGACCAUCCAGGGUUUCAAAUUCGUGACAGUAAAGGACUUCAGAAUGUGGUUUAUGGCAUUCAGAGGGGUUUGGGUAUGGAAGUGUUCCCAGUAGACCUCAUUUAUAGACCUUGGAAACAUGCAGAAGGCCAGCUCUCCUUCAUUCAGCAUUCCCUUAUAAAUCCGGAGAUCUUCUGUUUUGCUGACUAUCCCUGUCAUACUGUUGCCACGGAUAUUCUGAAAGCACCACCAGAGGAUGACAAUCGAGAAAUUGCCACAUGGAAGAGCUUGGAUUUGAUUGAAUCUCUGCUAAGGCUCGCAGAAGUUGGGCAGUAUGAGCAAGUCAAACAGCUCUUCAGCUUCCCUAUCAAACACUGUCCAGACAUGCUGGUAUUGGCCUUACUACAAAUCAACACCUCCUGGCACACCUUGCGCCAUGAACUCAUCUCCACUCUGAUGCCAAUUUUCCUUGGAAACCAUCCUAACUCUGCUAUUAUUUUGCACUAUGCAUGGCAUGGGCAGGGACAGUCUCCCUCAAUUCGCCAACUUAUUAUGCAUGCAAUGGCAGAAUGGUACAUGAGAGGGGAGCAGUAUGACCAGGCCAAAUUGUCUAGAAUACUUGAUGUGGCCCAGGACUUGAAGGCCUUGUCAAUGCUGCUAAAUGGUACACCUUUUGCCUUUGUUAUUGACCUUGCUGCACUUGCAUCACGUCGUGAAUACCUCAAACUUGACAAAUGGCUCACAGAUAAAAUUCGAGAACAUGGGGAGCCUUUUAUCCAGGCAUGUAUGACUUUUUUAAAGAGACGGUGCCCUUCUAUUUUGGGUGGACUUGCCCCAGAGAAAGACCAGCCCAAAAGUGCUCAACUUCCUCCAGAAACUCUGGCAACAAUGUUGGCCUGUCUACAGGCUUGUGCAGGGAGUGUUUCUCAGGAGUUAUCGGAAACCAUCCUCACCAUGGUAGCCAAUUGCAGUAAUGUGAUGAAUAAGGCCAGACAACCGCCACCUGGAGUUAUGCCAAAAGGACGCCCUCCCAGUGCUAGCAGCUUAGAUGCCAUUUCUCCUGUUCAGAUUGACCCUCUUGCUGGAAUGGCAUCUCUUAGUAUUGGUGGUUCAGCUGCCCCUCACACACAGAGUAUGCAGGGUUUUCCUCCAAAUUUGGGUUCUGCAUUCAGCACCCCUCAGUCACCAGCAAAAGCAUUUCCGCCCCUUUCAACCCCAAAUCAGACAACUGCAUUCAGUGGUAUUGGAGGGCUUUCAUCCCAGCUUCCAGUAGGUGGUCUUGGCACAAGCAGCCUGACUGGUAUAGGAACUGGGGCUCUUGGACUCCCUGCAGUGAAUAAUGAUCCUUUUGUACAGAGGAAACUGGGCACCUCUGGACUGAACCAGCCUACAUUCCAGCAGAGUAAGAUGAAACCUUCGGACUUGUCUCAGGUGUGGCCAGAAGCAAAUCAGCACUUUAGUAAAGAGAUAGAUGAUGAAGCAAACAGCUAUUUCCAACGAAUAUAUAAUCACCCACCACAUCCAACAAUGUCUGUUGAUGAGGUAUUAGAAAUGCUGCAGAGAUUUAAAGACUCUACUAUAAAGAGGGAACGAGAAGUAUUUAACUGUAUGCUAAGGAACUUGUUUGAAGAAUAUCGGUUUUUCCCCCAGUACCCUGAUAAAGAGUUACAUAUAACAGCCUGCCUGUUUGGUGGGAUAAUUGAAAAAGGAUUGGUCACUUAUAUGGCACUAGGUCUGGCCCUGCGAUACGUUCUUGAAGCCUUACGCAAGCCAUUUGGAUCCAAAAUGUAUUAUUUUGGGAUUGCUGCACUAGAUAGAUUUAAAAAUAGACUGAAGGACUAUCCACAGUAUUGUCAGCAUUUGGCUUCUAUCAGUCACUUUAUGCAAUUUCCACAUCAUUUACAGGAGUAUAUUGAGUACGGACAGCAGUCUAGAGAUCCUCCUGUGAAAAUGCAGGGCUCUAUUACAACCCCUGGAAGUAUUGCACUGGCUCAGGCCCAGGCUCAAGCCCAGGUUCCAGCAAAAGCUCCUCUUGCCGGUCAGGUUAGCACGAUGGUAACCACCUCAACAACCACCACUGUAGCUAAAACGGUUACAGUCACCAGGCCAACAGGAGUCAGCUUUAAGAAAGAUGUGCCACCUUCUAUUAAUACUACAAAUAUAGAUACAUUGCUUGUGGCCACAGAUCAAACUGAGAGAAUUGUGGAGCCCCCAGAAAAUAUCCAAGAGAAAAUUGCUUUUAUCUUCAACAAUCUCUCACAGUCAAAUAUGACACAGAAGGUUGAAGAGCUAAAGGAAACUGUGAAGGAAGAAUUUAUGCCCUGGGUUUCACAAUAUCUGGUUAUGAAGAGAGUCAGUAUUGAACCAAACUUUCACAGCCUGUAUUCAAACUUUUUGGACACGCUGAAGAAUCCUGAAUUUAACAAGAUGGUUCUGAAUGAGACCUAUAGAAACAUCAAAGUGCUCCUGACCUCUGAUAAAGCAGCGGCCAAUUUCUCAGAUCGUUCUUUGCUGAAGAACUUGGGACAUUGGCUAGGAAUGAUCACAUUAGCUAAAAACAAACCCAUCUUACACACUGACUUGGAUGUGAAAUCUUUGCUGCUAGAAGCUUAUGUUAAAGGACAACAAGAGUUGCUCUAUGUAGUGCCCUUUGUUGCCAAAGUCUUAGAGUCCAGCAUUCGUAGUGUGGUUUUUAGGCCACCAAACCCCUGGACAAUGGCAAUUAUGAAUGUAUUAGCUGAACUACAUCAGGAACAUGACUUAAAGUUAAACUUGAAGUUUGAGAUUGAGGUCCUCUGCAAGAACCUUGCAUUAGAUAUUAAUGAGCUAAAACCUGGAAACCUCCUAAAGGAUAAAGAUCGCCUAAAGAACUUGGAUGAGCAACUCUCUGCUCCAAAGAAAGAUGUUAAGCAGCCAGAAGAACUCCCUCCAAUCACAACUACAACAACUUCUACAACACCAGCUACCAGCACCACCUGUACGGCCACAGUUCCACCACAGCCCCAGUACAGCUACCAUGACAUCAAUGUCUAUUCCCUGGCGGGCCUGGCACCACACAUUACUCUAAACCCAACAAUACCCUUGUUUCAGGCCCAUCCACAGUUGAAACAGUGUGUGCGUCAAGCAAUUGAACGGGCUGUCCAGGAGCUGGUCCAUCCUGUGGUGGAUCGAUCAAUUAAGAUUGCCAUGACUACUUGUGAGCAAAUAGUCAGGAAGGAUUUUGCCCUGGAUUCUGAGGAAUCGCGAAUGCGAAUAGCAGCUCAUCAUAUGAUGCGUAAUUUGACAGCUGGAAUGGCUAUGAUUACUUGCCGCGAACCUUUGCUCAUGAGCAUAUCUACCAACCUGAAAAACAGUUUUGCCUCAGCCCUUCGUACUGCAUCCCCACAACAAAGAGAAAUGAUGGAUCAGGCAGCUGCUCAGUUAGCACAGGACAAUUGUGAAUUAGCUUGCUGCUUUAUUCAGAAGACUGCAGUAGAAAAAGCAGGCCCUGAGAUGGACAAGAGAUUAGCAACUGAAUUUGAGCUGCGAAAACAUGCUAGGCAAGAAGGGCGCAGAUACUGUGAUCCUGUUGUGUUAACAUAUCAAGCUGAGCGGAUGCCAGAGCAAAUCAGGCUGAAAGUUGGUGGUGUGGACCCAAAGCAGCUGGCUGUUUAUGAAGAGUUUGCACGCAAUGUGCCUGGCUUCUUGCCUACAAAUGACUUAAGUCAGCCCACAGGAUUUUUAGCUCAGCCCAUGAAGCAAGCUUGGGCAACAGAUGAUGUAGCUCAGAUUUACGAUAAGUGCAUUACAGAACUGGAGCAGCACCUACAUGCCAUCCCACCGACUUUGGCUAUGAACCCUCAAGCUCAGGCUCUUCGAAGUCUCUUGGAGGUUGUUGUAUUAUCUCGAAACUCUCGGGAUGCCAUAGCUGCUCUUGGAUUGCUCCAGAAGGCUGUAGAGGGCUUAUUAGAUGCCACAAGUGGUGCUGAUGCUGACUUACUGCUGCGAUACAGGGAGUGCCACCUCUUGGUCCUAAAAGCUUUGCAGGAUGGCCGUGCAUAUGGGUCUCCAUGGUGCAACAAACAGAUUACAAGAUGCCUAAUUGAAUGUCGGGAUGAAUAUAAAUAUAACGUGGAGGCUGUGGAGUUGCUGAUUCGCAAUCAUUUGGUUAAUAUGCAGCAGUAUGAUCUUCACCUGGCUCAGUCAAUGGAGAAUGGUUUAAACUACAUGGCUGUGGCAUUUGCUAUGCAAUUGGUAAAAAUCCUGCUGGUGGAUGAAAGGAGUGUUGCCCAUGUUACUGAGGCAGAUCUGUUCCACACCAUUGAAACCCUCAUGAGGAUUAAUGCUCAUUCCAGAGGCAACGCUCCAGAAGGAUUGCCUCAGCUGAUGGAAGUAGUGCGAUCCAACUAUGAAGCAAUGAUUGAUCGUGCUCAUGGAGGCCCUAACUUUAUGAUGCAUUCUGGGAUCUCUCAAGCCUCAGAGUACGAUGACCCUCCAGGCCUGAGGGAGAAGGCAGAGUAUCUUCUGAGGGAAUGGGUGAAUCUCUACCAUUCAGCAGCAGCUGGCCGUGACAGUACCAAAGCUUUCUCUGCGUUUGUUGGACAGGUAGAGCUUUUGGAAAGAAAGAUGCACCAGCAAGGAAUACUGAAGACUGAUGACCUCAUAACAAGGUUCUUUCGUCUAUGUACUGAAAUGUGUGUUGAAAUCAGUUAUCGUGCUCAGGCUGAGCAGCAGCACAAUCCUGCUGCUAAUCCCACCAUGAUCCGAGCCAAGUGCUACCACAACCUGGAUGCCUUUGUCCGACUCAUUGCACUUCUAGUGAAGCACUCAGGGGAGGCCACCAACACUGUCACAAAGAUUAAUCUGCUGAACAAGGUCCUUGGUAUAGUAGUGGGAGUUCUCCUGCAGGAUCACGAUGUUCGGCAAAGUGAAUUUCAGCAGCUUCCUUACCAUCGAAUAUUUAUCAUGCUGCUCUUGGAACUCAAUGCACCUGAGCAUGUGUUGGAAACCAUUAAUUUCCAGACACUUACAGCUUUCUGCAAUACAUUCCACAUCUUGAGGCCUACCAAAGCUCCUGGCUUUGUGUAUGCCUGGCUUGAACUGAUCUCCCAUCGGAUAUUUAUUGCAAGAAUGCUGGCACAUACGCCACAGCAGAAGGGGUGGCCUAUGUAUGCACAGCUACUGAUUGAUUUAUUCAAAUAUUUAGCGCCUUUCCUUAGAAAUGUGGAACUCACCAAACCUAUGCAAAUCCUCUACAAGGGUACUUUAAGAGUGCUGCUGGUUCUUUUGCAUGAUUUCCCUGAGUUCCUUUGUGAUUACCAUUAUGGGUUCUGUGAUGUAAUCCCACCUAAUUGUAUCCAGUUAAGAAAUUUGAUCCUGAGUGCCUUCCCAAGAAACAUGAGGCUCCCAGACCCAUUCACUCCUAAUCUGAAGGUGGACAUGUUGAGUGAAAUUAACAUUGCACCCCGGAUUCUCACCAAUUUCACUGGAGUGAUGCCACCUCAGUUUAAAAAGGAUUUGGAUUCCUAUCUUAAAACUCGAUCGCCAGUCACUUUUCUGUCUGAUCUGCGCAGCAACCUACAGGUAUCCAAUGAGCCUGGCAAUCGCUACAACCUCCAGCUCAUCAAUGCACUGGUGCUCUACGUAGGGACUCAGGCUAUUGCACACAUCCACAACAAGGGCAGCACACCUUCAAUGAGCACCAUCACCCACUCAGCACACAUGGACAUCUUCCAGAACCUGGCUGUGGAUUUGGACACUGAGGGUCGGUAUCUUUUCUUGAAUGCAAUUGCAAAUCAGCUGCGGUACCCAAAUAGCCACACUCACUACUUCAGCUGCACCAUGCUGUACCUUUUUGCAGAGGCCAACACUGAAGCUAUCCAGGAACAGAUCACAAGGGUUCUCUUGGAACGGUUGAUUGUAAAUAGGCCACAUCCUUGGGGUCUUCUUAUUACCUUCAUUGAGCUGAUUAAAAAUCCAGCAUUUAAGUUCUGGAAUCAUGAGUUUGUACACUGUGCUCCAGAAAUUGAAAAGUUAUUCCAGUCGGUUGCACAGUGCUGCAUGGGGCAGAAGCAGGCUCAGCAAGUAAUGGAAGGGACAGGUGCCAGUUAGAUGGAACUGCAGCUCCGUUGCAAAGGUUUCAGCCUGGAGAUCCCACUGCGCCAAGUUGAUAAACUGAAGAAUUCCUUUCAGCUCUUCCUGACCUUCCAGCCCUUUGGUUCUCGGGUAUCUGCCCCAACUGCUUGUUGGGUCAGCCUCCUGUCUAUGUGGGUUCCAAAGUUUAAUGCAUUUUUUUGACUCUUGGCCAAAAUUUAGAAGAUGCUGUGAAUAUCAUUUUGAACUUGUGUAAAUAUAUGAAAGAGAAAAAACCUUUGUCUGGAACUUCUUGGGUUUGUACAAAAUGUGUCUAAGGCAAAUACAUAAAUUUGUACCUCGUAAGAGACAGCUGAAGCCAUGCACUUUUCUGAGGGCAUAGCUCCAUGUCUUCUGACAUUCUUGGUGUCCCAUAGAACAGCAAAAAGCCAGUUUAAAUACUGUGUAACUUUUUUUUUUUUUUUAACGUGGACAGGGGACCUUGGAAAUCACUAAAUUAUGUAAAAUGUGGUUGUGAUAGAAUUCAGUAUGCAACGGAACAUGGGAAGGGCUCUCAGAUGAGACCUCAUGGGUUUUUGUUUUGCUUCUAUCUAAAGCUGCCAGCAGGGAAAGCAACAGUUGUACUAACUGUUUAUAUACACUGUGCCUGUGAGACAAGGUCAACUCUCCCUAUAGGGGACACCAGACCAGGCCUAAAGCUCCCCCAUCCCUCUCCUAAUACUUGUAAAUUGUAGGGAAAGGAAAGGGAACCAAAUCAUAUGAACUGUCCUCCCCCAUUUAUCCCACUAACAGCCAUAUCGGCUGAGUUGAACAACAAAUAAGUUUUUUUUAAAAAGACCAAUACAGCACCUUUUGUAAGGAUUUCGAAUGUUUUGGAGAUGUAUUGGUUGCCAAGUUUGUAUUUUGUAGCCUUUCUAGUUCCUGAGCUUUAGCUCUCCCACUUCUUAAAUGUAGAUGCAUACUGUAGUUAAACAUUAAAGUCAUGACACACAUGUGAGUCCACUGUGCCUUUCACAGUAGCAGCAGCCAGUGCUGGUGAUGAGGAGCAAAGUGGAUAGCCCAGCCUUUGCAGAGGGGGCCAUCGGGAAACACCAACUUCUUGCUGAAUGAGGAAUGAUAGACCUUUCUCACUACUAAGCUGGCAUGCUUAAACAAACAUGGGAAUUGUUUUUGUAUAGUUUUUUUCUCCUGUUUUCUUUCCAACAAUGGAAAAUUGUCAGAGCAGGUUUCUAUGGUUAAAUUGAGUUACAAAAUGCCUAUGUUUCUCUGUUUCUCUAAUAUCCUUUACCCCAAGGUGUUUUGAUAUUUUUAAAAGAAAAUGAAUAGGUAUAUAUUUAAAACUUAGCCCACUUAAAAUUUACAUUUAAUGACUGUCAAGUUUUAUAGCCAG